This is a messenger RNA of Cataglyphis hispanica, 1985 nucleotides long. Its product is annotated as cell death-inducing p53-target protein 1. Bases 315 to 695 code for a protein of 126 amino acids. Lineage: Eukaryota; Metazoa; Arthropoda; Insecta; Hymenoptera; Formicidae. Gene Ontology annotation, molecular function: zinc ion binding. The transcript is spliced from 4 exons. The record is from RefSeq and is a predicted model, not a curated record.
UUUUGAAAACAAGCCGUGCGAUUCCUCUCAGCGGUAUGCCAUAAUAUAAACCAAAUUAUAUAGAUGGAGGUUUCGUGAAAACUAGCGAAAUCGGAUAUGCUCAUGCAAUCUUGUAUUCUGUUUGUGCAAACUGUAUGUAAUCCACAGUAUCUCCCGGUGUUUACGCAAAGCUGCGGGUGAUUUAAUUUUCUGCAGUGUUACGUGAUAAGUGUUACUCAUUGUCAGAGAUUAGAAACAACGACCAGGUCUCCGGGAAGUGUGAUAAUUGAUCGAAGUAUCGAUUUGCUAUUGUUCGACGAAGAUAGAUAAACGCUAUGCAUAAAAACGGACCACCGCCACCUUAUGAACCUCCUCCAUAUGCACCACCCUCUUACUCUCAGAAUAUAGGAGGAGGAGUUCCUCCUGCCAGUCCAUUUACACCAGCGCAAGCUUAUGCAAAUGGACCAACUAUAGUUACGACUAUUGUUCCGGUUGGGCCACACUCGACCCAUACGAUUUGUCCACAUUGCCAUGCUGAAAUAGAUACAACGACAAAGACAGAACCUGGCAUGAUUGCUUAUGUCUCAGGAAUCAUAAUAGCGCUUUUGGGAUGUUGGUUCGGUUGCUGCUUGAUUCCUUGUUGCAUCGAUGAAUGCAUGGAUGUUCAUCACACUUGCCCAAAUUGUAAAGCAUAUCUGGGACGUCAUAGAAGAUAAGCAAAUGGAUUGCAUUAGCAUCCACAAAUUGCAUUUGAAUAUUGAAAUGUCUUUACAACACUUGACCACAAACAGAUAUUGAGCUUGAUAUUGAAUCUGUACAUUUUUGCAAUAAUUCUUUGCUAAGAAAGUACCACACAUGAUGUAGCUUUAUAUAUCAAUCAGCCAUAUAUUUAUAACAAAGAAUGCACAGUAUUUAAGUAAUUAUACAUAUUCUAUACAAUUUAAUAUUUACAAGAUAAUUUUAUUACAAUUUACAAUUUUAUAUAAUCUCUUGCACAUUUUUAGAAAAAUAUUGCGCUUUUGCAUAUAGUUGAUGGAAUUAUUGCGCGUCAAAUUUUCAGUAACAACAAGCAUGCCAUUUUAAAACAAAUUGUGUCAUGAGAAAAAAACGUAGUAUCAAUGUGUACUUCCAUAUUAAAAGAAAUUUAUAUCUUUAAUUUACUUCCAUUAGUAACAUAAAUAGGCACCAAAGACUAUAUCUGUGUGGCAUCGAUUUUUAAAGAUUUACAUUGAUUUACUAUGAUUUAUAUUUUGAGCUUAGACAUUUUCCGAAGCAUAAUAAUUAAAAUCGCCAUGAAAUAGUAGGCAGCAGUACACACAGCUCUUUCUUUAUUCGAGUCAUUCUACACAAUAAUUAAUGACGUCUCUCACGUGAAAAUGCCGAUAAUCAAGCUUAUAUUAUAUUAUAUUAAUGUAGAUAACUUAUGAUAUUCUUAUUCGUUAAUGGAGAUAGAUGGCAGCCAAUAUAUCGUGCAUGUGCUUGAAAAUUUAGAAAACUUACCAUACUUGUUUAAAAAGUUAUAUAUAAUUGAUAUUUAUAUAUCAUUUUUUAUGUUAUAAAAGUAACUGAAAAAAUUAAUAUUAAAUUAUAAAAAUUAAUACAUGAUUAAAUAUUUUAGAGCACAUAAUGAAUUUUAAAUAUCAUUUAUUGAAAAACUGAACUUGAUAUUGUUUUCAAGAAUUUGUACGAUUUUUUUUUUUAUAAUAAAACGUAAGAAUAUCGUUUAAUAUGUCAAAGUAAAUGAGAAUUUGUUAUACAUAUUUUCGCAAGCAAUGCGUGAGUUGAAUCGAAAUUGCAACGAGAUUCCAGACCUCAUAUGUUCUUAUAUUACAAGAUAUAUAUUUCUAUGUUGUUAACUAUGUAAAAAAAAUUUGACUAAUAAAAUAUUAAAAUGUAAAAAACAAAAGCACAUAACUUUUAAUAAAAAAUAUAUAUAUGUAUACAUUAUACUUGCAAUAUUUAAAAGAAGAAUAAUAUUGUGCAAUAAUAAAAUUUAUUUUACUCUA